Molecule: messenger RNA, 869 nt
Organism: Cricetulus griseus (Chinese hamster)
Lineage: Eukaryota; Metazoa; Chordata; Mammalia; Rodentia; Cricetidae
Source: RefSeq, a predicted model, not a curated record
UUUUCUUUUCAUUCAAUUCCAGAUUUAAACCACCACCAUGUCGAGCAAAAAGGCCAAGACCAAGACCACCAAGAAGCGCCCUCAGCGUGCAACAUCCAAUGUGUUCGCCAUGUUUGACCAGUCCCAGAUCCAGGAGUUCAAAGAGGCCUUCAACAUGAUCGACCAGAACCGGGAUGGCUUCAUUGACAAGGAGGACUUGCAUGACAUGCUGGCUUCUCUAGGCAAGAAUCCCACCGACGCCUACCUGGAUGCCAUGAUGAAUGAGGCCCCAGGCCCCAUCAACUUCACCAUGUUCCUCACCAUGUUUGGAGAGAAGUUGAAUGGCACAGAUCCCGAGGAUGUCAUCAGAAAUGCCUUCGCUUGCUUUGACGAGGAAGCAACAGGCACCAUCCAGGAGGAUUACCUGAGGGAGCUGCUCACAACCAUGGGCGACCGGUUCACAGAUGAGGAAGUGGAUGAGCUGUACAGGGAGGCCCCCAUUGACAAAAAGGGGAACUUCAACUACAUCGAGUUCACACGCAUCCUGAAGCACGGAGCGAAAGACAAGGACGACUGAAGAACUUGAGCUGAAACUCCUGCUGCGUUAGCUGACCGCUUCAUUUCUCAGACGCUUCUCCCACUUUGUAGGACCUAGUGCAUGCCACUUAGUUUCACAGCUUUGCCUCUCUUUAAUGUAUUUAUUUCAGACCUUUCUGUCACUUAGCACUUGUAUAAUCAGACUGGAAAUGGGGACAAUGUUGUAAAUUGUAUUGAAAAUGAGACACAAAUAAAAAUCAAAAAAUGUGAAAGCCCAGGAAAAUACAUCCGUAUUUCUGGUUUUGCUGGAUUUUUUACAUUUUUAUAUAAUAAAAAUGUUAUUUUGAAAUAAA